CGGACCCUGCUGCCGAGGCAUGAGGAGCUAGCUGAGCGUCUCGAACGAGGCGGGCUGACGGCAGCACCAUGCAGGCGGCGGCGGCUGCGUCCGUGCCCUUCUUGCUGCUCUGCGCCCUGGGGACCUGCCCCCCGGCGCGCUGCGGUCGGGCAGGAGACGCCUCGUUGACGGAGCUGGAGAGGAGGAACGAAAACCGCUUCCUGGAGCGCCAGAGCAUCGUGCCACUCCGGCUCCUCUACCGCUCGGGCGGUGAAGACGAAACUGGACACGACGCGCUCGACACGCGGGUGCGGGGCCACCCCGGCGGCGGGCAGUUGACUCAUGUUGACCAGGCAAGCUUCCAGGUUGAUGCCUUUGGAACAUCCUUUAUUCUCGAUGUCGUGCUAAACCACGAUUUGCUGUCCUCUGAAUACGUAGAGAGACAUGUUGAACAUGGAGGGAAGACUGUGGAAGUUAAAGGAGGAGAACAUUGCUACUACCAGGGCCGUGUCCGAGGAAACCCUGCUUCAUUUGUUGCAUUGUCAACAUGCCAUGGACUUCAUGGAAUGUUCUAUGAUGGGAACCACACCUAUCUCAUUGAACCAGAAGAGAAUGACACCUCCCAAGAGGAUUUCCAUUUUCAUUCGGUUUACAAAUCCAGACUGUUUGAAUUUCCCUUGGAUGAUCUUCCAUCUGAAUUUCAGCAAGUACACAUCACUCCACCAAAAUUUAUUUUGAAGCCAGCACCAAAAAGAAGUAAACGGCAGCUUCGUCGACAUCCUCGUAAUGUAGAGGAGGAGACCAAAUAUAUUGAACUGAUGAUUGUCAACGAUCAUCUCAUGUUUAAAAAACAUCGGCUUUCAGUUGUACAUACCAAUACAUAUGCAAAAUCGGUGGUGAACAUGGCGGAUUUGAUCUAUAAAGACCAACUGAAGACAAGGAUAGUAUUGGUUGCCAUGGAAACCUGGGCAGCUGACAACAAGUUUGCCAUAUCUGAAAAUCCAUUGAUCACCCUACGUGAGUUUAUGAAAUACAGGAGGGAUUUUAUCAAAGAGAAAAGUGAUGCAGUUCACCUUUUUUCGGGAAGUCAAUUUGAGAGUAGCCGGAGCGGGGCAGCUUAUAUUGGUGGGAUUUGCUCGUUGCUGAAAGGAGGAGGCGUGAAUGAAUUUGGGAAAACUGAUUUAAUGGCAGUUACACUUGCCCAGUCAUUAGCUCAUAAUAUUGGUAUUAUCUCAGACAAAAGAAAGUUAGCAAGUGGUGAGUGUAAAUGUGAGGACACGUGGUCUGGAUGCAUAAUGGGAGACACUGGGUAUUAUCUUCCUAAAAAAUUCACUCAGUGUAAUAUUGAAGAGUAUCACGACUUUCUGAAUAGUGGGGGUGGUGCCUGCCUUUUCAACAAACCUUCCAAGCUGCUCGAUCCUCCUGAAUGUGGCAAUGGCUUCAUCGAAACUGGAGAGGAGUGUGACUGUGGGACCCCUGCAGAAUGUGUCCUUGAAGGAGCAGAGUGUUGUAAGAAAUGCACCUUGACUCAAGACUCUCAAUGCAGCGAUGGUCUUUGUUGUAAGAAAUGCAAGUUUCAGCCUAUGGGGACUGUGUGCCGAGAAGCAGUAAAUGAUUGCGAUAUUCGUGAAACGUGCUCAGGAAAUUCAAGCCAGUGUGCCCCAAAUAUUCAUAAAAUGGAUGGAUAUUCAUGUGAUGGUAUUCAGGGGAUUUGCUUUGGAGGAAGAUGUAAAACCAGGGAUAGACAAUGCAAAUACAUCUGGGGGCAAAAGGUGAUGGCAUCAGACAAAUACUGCUAUGAGAAACUGAACAUUGAAGGGACAGAGAAGGGUAACUGUGGAAAAGACAAAGAUACGUGGAUACAGUGCAACAAACGGGAUGUGCUUUGUGGUUACCUUUUGUGCACCAAUGUUGGUAACAUCCCAAGGCUUGGAGAACUUGACGGUGAAAUCACAUCUACUUUGGUUGUGCAGCAGGGAAGAACAUUAAACUGCAGUGGUGGGCAUGUGAAGCUUGAGGAAGAUGUAGAUCUUGGCUAUGUGGAAGAUGGGACACCUUGUGGUCCCCAAAUGAUGUGCUUAGAACACAGGUGUCUUCCUGUGGCUUCCUUCAACUUUAGUACUUGCUUAAGCAAUAAAGAAGGCACUGUUUGUUCAGGAAAUGGAGUUUGCAGUAAUGAGCUGAAGUGUGUGUGUAACAGACACUGGGUGGGUGCAGACUGCAGCACUUACUUCCCUCACAAUGAGGACUCCAAGACUGGCAUUACUCUGUCUGGCAAUGGUGUUGCUGGUACCAAUAUCAUAAUAGGCAUAAUCGCUGGCACUAUCUUGGUGCUGGCCCUCAUAUUAGGAAUAACUGCAUGGGGUUAUAAAAAUUAUCGAGAACAGAGGUCUAAUGGGCUUUCUCAUUCUUGGAGUGAAAGGAUCCCAGACACAAAACACAUUUCAGACAUCUGUGAAAAUGGACGACCUCGAAGUAACUCUUGGCAAGGUAACCUGGGAGGCAACAGAAAGAAAAUCAGAGGCAAAAGAUUUAGACCUCGGUCUAAUUCAACUGAGAGGGAGCCCCAAGCACCUGAGCCUGGGCACUCCCUCGCCCAGACAGUCCCAUCCCAAGGCAUAAGCCCAGGGGGCUCUGACAGCCCCCAGACAGGGAGUCUGGAUCACAGGUAUUUAAACCCAUGGUUCAAAAGAGACUAUAAUGUAGCUAAGUGGGUAGAAGAUGUGAAUAAAAACACUGAAGGACCAUACUUUAGGACUCUAUCUCCUGCCAAGUCUCCUUCUUCAUCAACUGGGUCUAUUGCCUCCAGCAGAAAAUACCCAUACCCAAUGCCUCCACUUCCUGAUGAAGAGAAGAAAGUGAACCGACAAAGUGCCAGGAAACCCAGCCUCACGGAAUCACUGCAAAUCUAUCUGCUCUUCAGACAAUACAGACCCUCUGAGAUGCCACAGAGGAGAGGAAGCCGAGUCUCACGUCUGGAUACCAUUUUCUUUUUGUCAUUGGCUUAGGAUUUAACUGAACCAUGAAAAGAACUACUGAAAUGUUACACUAUAACAUGGAAAAAUAAAGGUACCGGUAUGUUAAUGGAUAAUCCGCAUGACAGAUACAUGUAGAAAUCUCACUAAAAUUAACUCAUGACCCAAAUGUAGCAAGUUUCCUAAGGGACAAUAGUGGACUCAGAACUGACAUUCUGAAGCACAUCCUCAUUGUAGACAGUAAUGCUAUGUGCAUGAAGCUUCUGUUUAUUGCUUUCUACAUUUAAGGAAACAACAUCCCAUAAUAGAAACUAGCAUGCAGGGCUAAGGCAUAUAGGAUUUUUCUGCAGGACUUUAAAGCUUGAGAGGCCAAUAUCCCAUAUGCUUACUCGAAACAUGUAUCUUUAUUUUUGUUUUUUUACUUUUCAUAUUUAUAUCAGCAUACAAGGACAAUUGUACAUAUGUAAACAUUUUUAAAAUAAAAAAAGCAACUGUUAACACACAAGUGUAUUUUGCCAAAUGCCUAAAAAUAAUCAGUAACAGGCACAUCGUCAUCAUCCAUCAAAUGGUCUUUAAAGAUGAUAAACAGAUGAUGUUGUAAAUAUAGUGGUCAGUGCCCUAAGUGUCUCUCUCCGUAAUUGGUAUUUGUCCUCCAAAACCUGUGAUAUCCCUUUAAGCUGUGCACAGCCUGGAGGCAGUUUUCUUGAGUGAUUAAUCGAACCAGAGAAGAAAAUGCCCAGCAAAUCUGGGGCUUCCACAUUGGCUGGGGCAGGAGCUCAGUAGUGUAGCCAGUCUCCGGCCUCCAGGCACUCACUCUGAAGCUGAUGGCUGCUCCCUGGGAGUCCUCCAGCCAGUGUCUGCCUCGGCAGCUGUUGUCUUUCAGUAUCAGAGCACGCCUAGUCUCACUCUGGAGGCCCGUGAGCCCCUCAGCAGCACGUCCUGCUGACCUUAAGCAAGUGUACCAAAGACACGUGAGACCGGGGCCCCUGAUACAUUGAUAGCUUCCGACUUGCCGACACUCUAACCCUUUGUGGCCUCAAUUUUUGUUCUUUGACAAAACUUUUUAGCUACCUUUAUCUGUAAGAUGAAUAGCUUGUUUUAAUAAAACCAACUUUUACACUGUUUAUCAAGGAUAUUUAUCAUCAGUAGGAUGUGAGUCCAACAGGUCAUUCUGCACUGAUGUGGAAGCAAGGUGAUGGAGGUUCUACUAACUGGGCGGGAAGCCUCAACGGGCCACAGAGGGUUAGAAGAAACCUAAAGCCACAAGUGUGCGGCAACUGUGAAGUUACCCAAACAGCUGGCAGGGGAAAAGAUCUGACGUUUUGAACUUUUUUUUUUUAAUCCAUAGAAAAGUGAGAAAUCUAUGUUAAAGUCCCUUCUUUAAAACCAAAGUUGGAUAGCUGUUACAACGCAGCUCUGUCAUUCUAAAAGAAAACUUCCCUGGGAAAGACUACUCUAGUGAACUCCGAAAUUGAUGGGAUCAAUCCAAUGCUUUGAUGUGAAGAGUACUUCUGAAUUUCCUCAUUUUCUUUCCUUUUUCUUGAGAGGAAUGGAAUCUGCAGACAAGAUUUCAGAAAUAUUCUCCUAAAUUUGAUCUCUCCCAGUAGUGUCCAUGGUCAAAAUCCAUUUCAUCUUCACAUAUAGUCAUCUUAGAUGCCCAAACUGCAGGGCCAUGUUAGAGGCAGUAUUUUAUAUUCUAUGGUUUUUGUCUUCUGUAACGGACCUCUCUUCUGAAAGUCUUUGAAAAUGUUUGACAAGAAAUUUAAUCACUCAAAACUAUAAAGUGUUUGUAAAUGGCAUUUUUCAUGACAGGAAGGGAUGUGAUUGUCGAUACUACAAUGAAAUGAUCCAUCAGAUUAAGAUUUGGGUGAGUGUUGGGUGACGAUGCCAUGUAGCUCAAAUGAAGGGCAGGAGGGCAGACAGAUUUAAAGAUGUAGCAAAUAAAGUGGCUUUUGACCAAGAUCACUUUAAUGUGCACUGAAUAUUUUCUGGUAUUGAGUGUAUAAAAUGCUAAUGUUAUAAGAUUUAUUUUGACUAUAAAAGAGUUUAUAGAUUUGAAUGUAAGGUACCUUGUGUAAAUAUGCUUCCUAGUUAUGGUUACAUAAACCCUAAUUUGAAAGAAUUUACAAAUGGGGAGCUACUUGUCAACAGAUUCCCUCCCAUACACUUUCCUUACUUUCUCAAUUAUUUUUACAUGAAAAUUAUUAUUUCAAGUAAAAGUCAUUGUAACAUGUCUUUUGUAAGGCAUAGUUAUUUAUAGUCAGGCUCCUUGAUAAUAACCUUCAGGUGGAACUGAAUGAAAAGCAUUUGUUUUAUUUGCAGGAAGAUUAUGAUUUUAUGGUAGCUUUAAUGUUCUGUUCUGGGUAUCUGCCUAAGAAUGUUUGAACAUUCUUACAGCCAUUUGCAGAAUUCUCUGACAAGUUUAUAAUCUUAGUGGAUACUUUUGAGAAAUACCUAUACGGGUACUCAUGGUUGGUAUUUAGAUGUAUUAAAUCUAAAUAUUUAUGACUUUUCAUCCACUGAAACAGGAAAAUGGACCUAUGGCACUAAACACAAGCACAGCAUUAGAACUUUUUAAUAUAUUUUGGAGAGGAACUUUGAGGUCAUCAGAGUGGUUUGUGUCACGCAACUAAUAUUUAUAGCCCCCAGUCAAUUACAGAACUCUGAUGCCAAGCAGAGAAGAGUGGUUCAUUGGCCUUUCUGUUCCAUUGUAUGCCUUUUUCUUUCUUUCUAAAGUUUUUUGCAUAGAUAAAACUUCAGAUUGACAACCGUGCUGCCUGCAAUGGUCCAUUUGUCCAUAGACAUUGCAGUAUAGCAAACUCUGACUUAAACAUUGAAAUCUCUUUAUUAAGAAUGAUAACAAGGGGGUGGGGGUAAGAGGGAGCCCCUGAAGGAACUGAGGUCAGACUUACCGGUCUGUGUCCAGCCAACUCUUUCUUUAGUCAGGAAGUAGCGUCCUCCUCAGGAGUCCCUCAGCUGGAAAGUGAUCCUAGGUCACGUGCAGUCUGUGGAAAGGAACCCACUCAAACAGCACAGCAUAGUGAGGGCCUUCAGUUUACCUUAGUUGCUCUAUAGUUUAAAGAAACCCAGGGCUGUUCUUUAAAAAUUUUUGACUAAUAAAGUAAAUGUAGGGUUGAAAUGCCAAAAAUACUUGAGAUAGGUGCUUUAUUAAGUGAUACUAGUUUCUUUUUCCCCUGGCUUUAAAAAGGCUUUUAAAAUUGUCUUUAUAUAUAAAGUCAGUCUGGUAUAGAUUUUUGUGCAUAAGAUGGAUAGGGUUUCUAAAAGAAGUUGUUGAUAAAAUUAGAUCUUUUGUGCACUUCCCGAAAAGGACUAUUUAUGUUUGAUUUUCGUCACAGCCUUACGUUUCUGUUGUUGUUGUUGUUGUUGUUGUUGUUGAUUCCCUUGAAAAUUUGCAUAAUUUAAACUGUCAGUUGUCCCAGAUCUCUUUACCUUUUGCUUUUUUGGACUUUGUUCUUUACUUUUUAGUUACCUAUGGGCUGGAGGAAAUGCGGUAUUUUUAUGCCCUCCUUUACGAAAUCAAGCGUGUUUAUGUCACCCAUUCUUCAUUUCCUGUUGUCAUGUACUUCUACUUUAACUUAUAGUGUUUUAAUGUUUCCUCAUGUUAUUCAACAUAAUAAAUCCUUACCUAAAGAGAAGACUAUUUUACUUUAUUUUACUUAAACGUAAAGGAAGGGUAGCUUAUUGGGAGGAUACUGAGUAGCUGGCAGUGCCGAGAUGUGGCACUCAGUGGACUGAAGGAACGAAGGGUGGCCAGCCGCUUGCUGCCACAGCCUGACUAGGACACCACUGCCAGCUGCUGUCAAGGGCGCCCCCUUGGGCAGCGUAUUAUAAAUUCCAUCCUACCAACUUGGUAAGUUGCCAUCAGUUUUUCAUGAAAUGUUCUGACUUCCACUGGCGGCAUAACAUCUACAUUUCAGGGUCCUGAUGGUUCUUUUCCUUUCGCUUUCGUUUUCCCCUAAAACUGCUAUGCACAUUUUCGUUGUUGUUCAAUGGAGUCAAGGUGAAUUUCUCAUUCUACUAGCUUGAAAUACAUAAAAGGCAGAUAUUUCUGUGGAAUAGGGCUUAAUUUGAGGCUUGUUAAUUUUUUUUUUGUUGUUUGUUUUUCCCCUCAGUUAUUUUCUGAAUGGAUAAAAACUGUUCUGAUUUUGGAUGCAGCACGUUUCCUCCUGGCAUAGGAGCACUAAGCACUUUCAUAAACAGCUUCCCCUGUUGGAUUGUGAGGAGCCCAGACUGCUCUUAUGAAUCCGUUAAGAGGCAGCAGCCCACGAUCUGGGUGUCUGUAUGCGUGUGUGCACACGUACACAGCCGCAUGUGCUAGAACUCUGGGCACAUGCUGAUAGCAUAUGCUGUGCAGGCAGGUGCCUUUAAUUCUGAGAGGAGCUUUCCCAGAUGUUCAUCAAACGAAGAUACAGCAGGACUUUAGAAAUCAGGGCAUAGUAUUUCUCUUCAUGUUUUAUUCAUGGCUUUGUCAGAGCCCCUAACAUGGAGCACCAUCUGGUUCAGUUUAUAAGUAGAAAAGCAAAACCUUCAAAAACAAAAACCUGCCUGGCAUUUUUGUCCUUUAUCUCCAGGGCCUGACAAACAGUAAGCAUCCUCCCUACGGAGUCUGAGAGAUGCUUCCAAACCCUUCCUACUCCUCUUCAGUAGCUUGCCAGCCCUUUUCUCCUCACUGUCAUGGAGGUAAGUCCCUUCUUGGCUAAACUGGCACUGGGGAGAACCACAGGGUGAAGAAUAGGAGGAAGAGAGGCACCUUUAGUCUUCUCUCACUGGCAACUGGGCAUGGAUUAUGCAACAUUUAGAAGUCACUAAGAGAUUGGUCCUCGGGUAUAUUUCAGGAUGGAGGGGGGAUAGAAAGUAGUGAGCCUUGGGAGGUCACGGGGUAUUUAGUCUUGACACAGGAGCAGAAUGGAGACACACAUGAACCCAGAAGCCAGGUGUGCAGAAGGUGAUCACUGGGGGUGUGGUGGGGACAGAGGGGCCGAGUGCCUACGACAGUCUGGUAUACUUUGCAGUUUUACUGAGUGUUGGCUCUAUAAAUACUUUAUGGGCCCAGUACAUGUUGGGCCUGUCACCGUUGCUCAGUGUGUCCCUAUUGAAUUGUUCAUAAAACCUGUAUUGAAUGGAGACGUACUUCAAGGCUGGCAGAGUUUUGCUCCAGGGCACCAUUAUUUCAUGUUUUUAGGUAUCCUUAAAAUCAAAACCAGGGAAAAUGUAGGGUGGCUUUUUUUUUUCUUUUCUUUUUUUUACAAAAAGGCAUACAAUGAGACUAGCAAUCUUAAGAUAAUGCACUUAGAAAAUCAUCAGUAAAGUUUUCAGAGAGUUUAUGAAGAAAAGGACAUUUUCCUCUCAAGUUAAAAAAGUGUCAGAUGUGGAUUUUUUGUGUUGUAAUGGUCAAACUCUAAAGUAAUGCAAAUAGCCCCCAAAUCUUUAAACAUAGCGGUGCUAAGUUAUACCAGAUAACACAUUAUGGAAAGUGCUGAUAUGAAUUAAUAAUUUAUUCAGUUAUGAUACAAGAGUUCUUGCUAAAUUAUACAUGUUUAUCACUGCCUGAUUAGAAACCCCACUUUCUUUUCUAAUCUAGCACAAAAUCUGUGAUUCUACAGCCAGUCUUUUUAAUGGGUAAAAAUGACCCAACACCUUUAUUUUAUAUGGGAAACUUUUUUUUUUUUUUAACACUAACUUCUAAAGUGCUUAACAAAAGGUUUAUUCAGGAUAACUAAGCACGUAUGUCCUUUUUAAACUUGCUGGAAGAGACUUACCCCUCCAAUCUAGCAUCCCAAAAAGACAACUUCUUUUAGGAACUGGGCAUUCUAACUAAACAUAGCAGCUUAUAUGUUAGCCAAGGUAGGUCUGCGCUAGUGUUUUCCACAACCAUCAUCUUAAGGGGUGAUGUCCAUCUACAGAUAGUGGAAGCCACUUCGUGGGGAAGUGUUAUCAGCAUGAUUUCACUUUUGGUAACCAGGUAAUCCUGUGUAUAUACCUAAGAUUGGCUUCAUUUUAAUAUAUUCUCUCUGCUCCUCUGCACUUCAGGUCUUAAGCUAUUUUAAAAAUUGGGUUUUGGCAAUCACCAACUGAAAUGUUUAUGGCAACUGCUUUCCUGAGCAAGUGUGAUGUGUUUUAUGGCUGUUCAAAUUAAUCAAGUUGUUCUUAUAUUGUAGGUAUACAAAAACCUUAACUGUUUUUAAAGGUCACUGUAACUUGAGGUUCAAAUUUCUGGCACAAUUUUAUUUGUAUUCACUUCUGAAGCUAAAAAGAUACCACAGUUUUCUAUGUUACUCUCAUUGUAACAUCAAUAAAGUGACUUUCAAUAAAAGAUUUUAUGUUAUUUUGA
This is a messenger RNA of Prionailurus viverrinus (fishing cat), 9306 nucleotides long. It is a transcript of the gene ADAM22, whose product is annotated as ADAM metallopeptidase domain 22. Gene Ontology annotation, cellular component: postsynaptic density membrane. The record is from RefSeq and is a predicted model, not a curated record. The transcript has 32 exons. Gene Ontology annotation, molecular function: metalloendopeptidase activity. Bases 69 to 2987 code for a protein of 972 amino acids. Gene Ontology annotation, biological process: proteolysis. NCBI's taxonomy places the organism in Eukaryota, Metazoa, Chordata, Mammalia, Carnivora, Felidae.